CGCCGUUGUUGUGGCGCGGCGGGGAAGCACGUGAGGAGUGCUACGUCACCAUAAACACUCGUGGGCAACAUGGCGGCGGCGCCGCCGAGCGGCAAGGUUGUAUAUGAGCAAGAAGGAGUUUUCAUUCACUCCUCCUGUGGAAAAAAUGAUGACCAGGACAGCUUAAUAGCAGGAAUACUGCGUGUCAUAGAAAAGGAAAAUGAAGUGGUAGUAGACUGGAGGCCACUGGAUGAGACUUUGGAUACUUCUAAUAUCCUCUGUGCUGGAAAGGAUUCCAGUUCUGUUGUGGAGUGGACUCAAACUCCAAAAGAAAAAUGUUCCCGAGGAGCAGACCGUCCAAGUAGUUAUGAAGCAGAAUGGGACAUGGUCACCACAGUCUCUUUUAAGAAGAAACCUCAUUCAAAUGGAGAUGCUACAACUCAUGCAAACAGAGAAAGCAAGUGGUCGUUCCUGUUCAGUUUGACAGAUCUGAAAUCAAUCAAACAAAACAAAAAAGGCAUGGGAUGGUCUUAUUUGGUGUUCUGUCUGAAGGAUGAUGUGAAGCUUCCAGCUCUUCACUUUCAUCAUGGAGAUAGCAAACCAUUGAUUAAAUGUCUUGAAAAGCACAUUGCACUGAAUGAAUCUCCACAUGAUGAACGGGUUCUUCUUGUGAAGACUCAGAAGUCACUGUCUCAGUCUUUUGAAAAUCUCUUUGAUGAACCAUCUUACGGCUUAUUACAAGCUUUUGAAGGGAUAAUGGAAAUACAGCAGCAAAGAGGACAGUAUUGGCUAAAAAAAUGGAAGAGAGAUCCAUAUGUAGUAACAAUGGGAAAAUUUUCCAAAGUCACAAACUAUAUUGUUGGAAGUUUACGUUCAAGUGAUCAAUCAAAUCAGAGGCGACCACCAUCAGAAAUGGCAGACUUUCUCAAUGAUACCAUUCCAGGGCUAAAGAUAAAUCAGCAGGAAGAGCCAGGAUUUGAAGUAAUUACACGAAUCAACUUAGGGAAACAACCUGAAGUUAGUAGAAGAGAGCCUGUGUCAACUGAAGAAUGGGCUAAGAAUAUGGACUCUGAAGGAAGAAUUUUAGAUGUUGACUACAUAAAACGAUUGAUAUUCAAAGGGGGUCUCUGCCAUACUUUAAGAAAAGAGGCAUGGAAAUUUCUUUUGGGAUAUUUUCCUUGGAAUAGCACUAAAGAAGAGAGAGCAAAUCUGCAAAAAAGGAAAACGGAUGAAUAUUUCAGGAUGAAACUACAGUGGAAGUCUGUCAGUGAGGAGCAGGAAAAGCGAAAUUCAAGAUUAAGAGAUUACCGGAGCCUUAUAGAAAAAGAUGUUAACAGGACAGAUCGAACAAAUAAAUUCUAUGAAGGUGAAGAUAAUCCAGGACUGAUUUUACUUCAUGAUAUUUUGAUGACCUAUUGCAUGUAUGACUUUGACUUAGGUUAUGUGCAGGGGAUGAGCGACUUGCUGUCACCUGUCUUGUAUGUUAUGGAGAAUGAAGUAGAUGCCUUUUGGUGCUUUGUAUCAUACAUGGAUCAAAUGCAUCAGAAUUUUGAAGAACAGAUGCAGGGUAUGAAGACACAACUUAUUCAGCUGAGUCAUUUGCUUCGUUUACUAGACAGUGGAUUUUGCAGUUAUUUAGAAUCUCAAGACUCAGGCUACCUUUAUUUUUGCUUCCGGUGGCUUCUUAUCAGAUUUAAAAGGGAAUUUAGUUUUCAAGAUAUUCUUCGACUCUGGGAGGUCAUGUGGACGGAAUUGCCUUGUCAGAAUUUUCAUCUUCUCCUUUGUUGUGCUAUCCUAGAAUCUGAAAAACAGCAAAUAAUGGACAAGCACUAUGGGUUUAAUGAGAUACUAAAGCAUAUCAAUGAACUGUCUAUGAAAAUCGAUGUGGAAUAUAUACUCUGCAAAGCAGAAGCAAUUUCUAUGCAGAUGAUGAAUUGCAAGGAAUUGCCUCAAACAGUCAGUGAGAUCCUGGGGAUAGAGAACAGUUCAGUAACGCCGGAUUCAGACACAGGAGAGGAUGAAAGUGGAGCUGAAUUGAGUUGUCCGACGUCACUGUACCAGAGUAUCUCAACCCCUGUAACUGCUGCCAAUGGGACGGGGGACGGCGCUCCACAGGCGGCUGAGACGCAGAGCCUGACACCUGCCUAAUUACACUUGGUCCCAUUGGAGAAAGACUUUCACUGAGCACAUUCUGUUCAAGCACUUGAGAGAUGGAUAUUUAAAUUUGGUGUUGAUUAAGCUUUAAGGUUGUAAAGAAAAUCUGUACUGUAAUGCUUUUGCAUUAAAGCUUUACAACAUGACUCAACUAUUUUUGUAGUUUCUUCUACCAAAAUAGCCUUUUGUUUUCAAUAACAUUCCUUAAUAUUUUUGUAGCCAAGUGCAUUUUCUUUUUGCUGGUAAACUGGAAAUUGAUGGUGAUUAAGAAUGAAAGAAAUUUCUGCAUUUGCUGAGCUUUCACACAUAUUGAUCUAAGACAGUGUGAGCUCCUUGAUUUAAGCAGAUUCACAAUAUGCCAGCUGAAGCUGCUGUACAAAAUUUUCAAGCUGAAGUGAUGCUGAUGUGCUAAAGGAGGAUUCUUUUGUAAAUGGAUUUUCCCUAUUUCAAAUGUUUACAAAAAUACUUCUAAGUAUUUGUUGCUGGUUGAAUGUAGAUUUGAAAUGGACAUUCAUACUUGCACAGUUUAAUGUCCAAAUACUGAAUUUUGUGUAAUUGGGAGUGGGUGAACAGUAUAUUUUUACAUUAACAUAUCUUCACUUUAUAUAUACAUAUAUAUAUUUACACACAUACACACACUAUAUGCACAAAUGUUUGUGAAUACUAAAAAGGAUAGUUGUAUUUUCAGUAUCUAAAUAAACUUGACUGUUCAUUCAUAUGAAUCAGUUUGACCAAAUUAAUGCACAGCUCCAACCUAGGCUCUUUUUCAAAACUUUUCUAACUGAAGAUAACUUUCAUGUCAAUACAUUCAGUCCUACACUUGAUGUAAUUUUGCAAUUUAUACCUUGCAAACUUUACUAAUGUUCAUAUUUGUUAAUAUAUUAACGGAUCAAUUAACCACUUACACUUUUUAUGGCAACAUUAUCUGGAGAAUUGGUAAGCAGGUUAUAAAAAAGCCAACCAACAAACCACACACCAAAAUAGAAAUCACGAUUGACAUUAAUGCAUUUUUGUAUCUGCAAAAGGCAGUGAGUUUAUUUCAUGCCAUGCUGAUGUCCUUUGACAUUAUGUGAAAUUUAACAUAACUGAUUAAGUGUAUUCAUUAUUUGGUAACUAUUGUACAUAUAUAAAAUAAAAGUCAAAGCUGA
Molecule: messenger RNA, 3281 nt
Organism: Lonchura striata (white-rumped munia)
Lineage: Eukaryota; Metazoa; Chordata; Aves; Passeriformes; Estrildidae
Gene: TBC1D15
Product: TBC1 domain family member 15
Biological process (GO): activation of GTPase activity
Molecular function (GO): GTPase activator activity
Source: RefSeq, a predicted model, not a curated record